AGAAGUUGGAAGCUAUUCUACCAGUCGAAGUACACCUGCCUGGUCUUUUGGUCCCUGGACUCUCUCCAGACACCAUCGGCUCAAUGGCCUGCCUCUCACCCGGGCCACGGAGGAGGCUGGUGAGGAAAAUGUCCUCACCUCUCCUAUGGAGUUUGGUGAUUUUGUCGAUAUUUACUGAAUUAGAUGCGGAAGCUGGAGAACUUGAACACCUACGACAAAAAAGAAAUGCCGAUCUCCAACAGCCCCGGAUCAUUGCGGAGAGAGGAAACUUAAUGUUCCUUACUGGGUCUUCCCAAAAUAUUGAAUUUAGAACUGGAUCCCUGGGAAAAAUUAAAGUAAACAACGAAGACCUCAAUGAAUGUGUCCUUCAGGUCCAGAGAAACAAAGAUGAUAUUGUAGAUAUAAAAAGGAAUGGAAUUGGUCUUCAUCAAAAUGUAUCUAGUGAAAUCCAUACAAUUCAUUCAAAGCUUGUGGACCUUGAAGAAAAAUUCCGAAGCUUACAGCAGAUAGUGGACACCAAUGUUUGCAACAGCAAUCCCUGCAGGAAUGGUGGGACCUGCCUCAAUCUGAAAGGUUCCUUUUUCUGCAUCUGCCCUUCUCAGUGGGAGGGACCACUCUGCUCCGAUGAUGUCAAUGAAUGUGCAGCUUACUCAGGAACUCUCAUGGGCUGCCAGAACGGAGCCACGUGUAUAAACACCAUGGGAAGUUACAGAUGUGACUGUACACCCGAGACACAUGGAAAGCAGUGUGAAUUCAAGUACGAUGACUGCAAAGGGGUCUCUAAGGAGCGCUGUGUCCAUGGCAUCUGCGAGGAUUUAGACCGAGUACAAGAUGGACAGCCCAAGUUCAGCUGCAUCUGUGAAGCCGGGUGGACAUUUUCGCCAAACAGCCCUGCGUGCACACAGGAUAUAGAUGAGUGCCUUCAGAACCCCUUCCCCUGUUCAGAACUUGUGAAUUGCAUCAACACUCAAGGCUCUUUCUACUGUGGGGCCUGUCCAAGAGGAUGGGAAGGAAAUGGGUAUUACUGCCAUGAUAUCAAUGAAUGCGAGAUCGACAAUGGUGGCUGUUCUGUGGCUCCACUUGUGGAGUGUGUGAAUAUACCUGGCUCUUUCAGAUGUGGGGACUGUCCUCCAGGGUACAGUGGCAAUGGAAAAGUGUGUACUCCCAUCAACCCCUGCCUGCUUAAUAACGGAGGCUGUCACCCACAGGCGUCAUGCUCCUUGUCUUCAGGUUCCGUGCCUCUCUGCACCUGUUUGCCUGGAUAUACUGGGAAUGGUUAUGGGCCCAAUGGUUGUGUUCAACUCAGUGGUAAUUGCUUAGGCCACCCCUGUUUACACGGACAAUGCAUAGAAACAGUCUCAGGCUAUUUUUGUCAGUGUCAGCCAGGUUGGGCUGGUGCCAACUGCUCAGAAAAUAUCAAUGAGUGUGUGAGCAACCCCUGUUUGAAUGGAGGGACUUGUGUGGAUGGCAUUAAUUCCUUCAGCUGUGAGUGUACAAGUUCCUGGACUGGAGAUCACUGUCAGACUCCCAAGCAAGUUUGUGGAGGGUCCUUUUCAGAGGUGAAUGGAAGCAUCAGCUAUAAGGUUCUGGACACUCAAUAUGUGUCUGACGUCAACUGCUUCUGGGUUAUCGAAACGGAAGUGGGAAAGGUCCUGCGGAUCACUUUCACGUUCUUAGAACUGGAGCAAGCGAACUCUUGUCCAUACGAGUUCCUUCAGAUCCACGACGGAGACUCGGCGGCGGCGUUUCCCCUGGGCAGGUUCUGCGGCUACCAGCUCCCCCAGGACGUCCUGAGCAGCGACAAUGCGCUCUACAUCCACCUCUCCUCGGACCACAUGAGAAACGGGAGAGGCUUCACCCUGCGAUGGGACUCGGAGCAGCCAGAGUGUGGAGGUUUUCUGAAUGGUACUUAUGGUUCUAUAACAUCUCCUGGAUAUCCUGGGAACUACCCUUCAGGAAGAGAUUGUGUUUGGAGAAUCUUCACCAGCCCUGAGCUCUUGAUAACAUUUACUUUUGGGACAUUGAGCCUGGAAAGCCAUGAGGAUUGUAGCAAAGACUACCUGGAGAUCCGGGAUGGUCCUUUGCCUCAGGACCCGAUUCUUGGGAAAUACUGUACUACCGUCUCUGUCCCACCACUGCAGACUACGGGUCCCUUCGCCAGAAUUCAUUUCCAUUCUGACUCCCAGAUUAGUGACCAAGGCUUCCACAUCACCUACCUGACAUCGCCAUCGGAUCUGCCCUGUGGAGGGAGCUACACCAACCCAGAGGGCGAGAUCCUCCUUUCUGACUUUUCUGGGUCUCUGGCCCAUGAUGGGCAAUGCGUCUAUGUCAUAGACCUGCCUCCACGAGAGAAAGUUGAACUCAACUUCACCCACGUGGAGCUGGAAAGCCAGAAUGGAUGCUCUCGCAAUUACAUUGAGGUGCGAGACGACGAAACCUUACUUGGAAAAGUGUGUAGCAACGAAGCCCUGGCUCCCCUUAGAUCUGUUACUAAUAAGGUCUGGAUCAGGUUUAAAACAGAUACUUCCAUCCAAAGGGCCAGUUUCAGGGCUCAUUAUCAAAUCGUUUGUGGAGGAGAAUUUACUGGAGAAGGAAUCAUCCACUCGCCUUUUUACCCAAAUGUGUAUCCUGGAGAAAGGACCUGUAGAUGGACUCUCUACCAACCUCAAGGCCAAAUCGUUAUUCUCAACUUCACUGACUUCCACAUCGGAAGUUCUGACAACUGUAGUACAGAUUAUGUUGAGAUUGGCCCCGAUCCUAUUAUGGGUUCUCCUGAGAAUAAAAAGUAUUGUGACUCCGAUAGACUUUCCGUUGUAACUUCAGUGUACAACAUUCUCUAUGUCACCUUUGUGAAAAGUUCUUCUCCUGAAAAUCAUGGUUUCAUGGCUAAGUUCAGUUCUGAGAAGCUGGCAUGUGGAGAAGUUCUUACUGGGUCAACAGGAACUAUUUUAAGUCCCGGCUAUCCGAAUGUCUAUCCCAAUGGUAUCAACUGCACCUGGCAUAUAUUAGUCCAGCCAGGGCACCUGAUUCGCCUCGAGUUUAAGCCAUUCUAUCUGGAGUUCCAUUACAAUUGCACCAAGGACUACCUAGAAGUUUAUGACACUGGCUCAGGGAAAUCUCUUGGCAGAUACUGUGGAAAAUCCAUCCCACCAAUUCUUACCAGCAGUAGCAACUCAGUGAUGCUGAUGUUUGUGGCUGAUUCUGACCUUGCUCAUGAAGGCUUUGCAAUACAUUAUACCACACUCGCUGAAUCAGAAGCAUGUUCAUACGACUACACAGAUGAGUAUGGGAUAAUCACUUCCCCUAACCACCCCAAUGACUAUCCCAAUGAUUUAGACUGCACUUAUAGGAUCACAGUGGGAACCAACAAGCAGAUUGCAUUGCACUUUACUAACUUCUCUUUGGAGUCACCCAUUUUCGGAGGCUGUGUGGACUACGUGGAAAUCAGAGACGGAGGCUAUGAAAAUUCACCACUCCUGGGAAUAUUUUGUGGAUCGACUCUCCCUCCGUCAUUCAUUUCUCACAGUAACAAAUUCUGGUUAAAAUUUCACAGUGACAUGUCAGUCUCACGUUCUGGAUUUUCAGCUUACUGGGAUGGAACAGCAACAGGUUGUGGAGGCAACCUUACCACUUCUUCCGGCGAAUUCACAUCUCCCAACUUCCCAAUGCCUUAUUACCACAGCUCCGAGUGCUACUGGUGGUUAAAAGCAAGCCAAGGUAGCCCGUUUGAACUAACAUUUGAAGAGUUCCACUUGGAGUAUCAUCCGAACUGCUCUUUGGAUUAUCUUGCUGUGUAUGAUGGCCCAAGUAUGAAUUCUCACCUGAUAGCUCAGCUCUGUGGGGAUGAGAAGCCUACUCCCAUUCACUCCAGGGGAGACAAUCUGUUCCUGAAGCUGCGGACUAAUGAGGGUCAGCAAGGAAGUGGCUUCCUGAUCUGGUAUAGACAAACAUGUGACAAUGUGGUAAUAACCAACCAAACCUAUGGUAUCUUGGAGAGUAUAAAUUACCCAAACUCCUAUUUUCCGAAUCAGCGCUGCAAAUGGACCAUCGAAGCGACCAAGGGCAACUCAGUGAACUACACAUUUUUAGCCAUGGAUAUCGAGAGCCAUGUAAACUGCUCAGUGGACUACUUGGAGCUCUAUGAUGGGCUAACUCGGAUUGGGCGCUACUGUGGAACAGAGCUCCCCCCAGCAGGAAGCACCAGAAGUUCCCGCCUAGUGGUGCAAUUUCAUACUGAUGCAUUGAAUCACAAAGAGAAGGGCUUUCAGAUGCAGUGGCUCAUUCAUGGUUGUGGUGGGGAGCUGUCCGGAGCCAGGGGUACCUUCACCAGCCCUGGAUACCCUCAGAAUUAUCCAAACAACAAGGAAUGCAUCUGGUACAUCACCACCGAACCGGGAACUCACAUUCAGGUUACCAUCCACGACAUCGACUUGGAAUCUCACGAAAACUGCCAAUAUGAUGCCUUAGAGAUCUACGGAGGCCCUGAUUUCCACUCUCCCAGAAUAACCCAGUUGUGUGAUCAGAGAUCUACUAGUCCACGGCAGGUCGUCAGCUCUGGCAAUAAACUCGCUAUCCUAUUUAGGGCAGACUUCCACGCAACCGGGAAAGGCUUCAACGCCUCAUGGCAAGCAGUCCCUGGAGGUUGUGGUGGCAUUUUCCAUGCAUCCAAUGGAGAGAUCCAUUCUCCAAAUUACCCCAAUUACUACAGUAGUAACUCUGACUGUUCUUGGGUUAUUCAAGUUGACCAGCAUCAUCAUGUUGUCUUGAAUUUCACUGACAUUGACCUUGAAUCUCCAGACUCUUGUAUUAUGACAUACGAUGGUGCAAGCUCUGCAGACACCCGCCUGGCCAGAAUGUGCGGGAGAGAGCAGCCAACCACCUCCUUCACCUCCACAAGAAACACCUUGUUUGUCAGAUUCCAGUCUGGCGCUUCGAGACCAAGCAGAGGCUUCCGUGCUCAGUUCAAGCAAGUUUGUGGUGGCUACUUCUCCGUCGACUCUUCUGGUACUAUUUCCUCUCCAAACUUUCCCAGCAAUUAUUUCCAUGACCAGAACUGCACCUGGAUACUUCAAGCUCAACCUCCAUAUAAUCAUAUUACUCUCUCCUUUGUCAAUUUUGAAAUUCAAAACAGUAACAAUUGUACCAAGGACUUCAUAGAAAUUUUUGACGGUGACUUCUAUGACGCCCCCUCCCGAGGCCGGUACUGUGGCAUGUCCCUGCCCCAUCCCAUCACAUCCUUUGGAAGUGCCUUGACACUGAGAUUCAUCUCCGACAGUACGCUGUCUAAUGAAGGCUUCCAGCUUUUAUAUGCACCAUCAACAUCAGCUUGUGGUGGAAACUUACACAUGGCCGAAGGCAUCUUCGACAGCCCGGGCUACCCAGACGUUUAUCCCCCUAAUGUGGAAUGUGUCUGGAACAUUGUUAGUUCCCCUGGCAACCAGCUGCAGCUGUCCUUCAUAUCUUUCCAGUUGGAGGACUCUCCAAACUGUCGCAAAGACUUUUUGGAAAUCCGGGAAGGCAAUGCUACAGGUCCCUUGGUAGGGCGUUACUGUGGAAACUCUCUGCCUCACAACUACUCCUCCAUUGUGGCCCAUAUUCUGUGGGUCAAAUUUGUCUCCGAUGGCUCGGGCAGUGGCUCAGGCUUCCAGGCUGGCUUUGCUAAGAAAUUUGGCAAUGACAAUAUUGUGGGAAGUCAUGGGCAAAUUGCCUCACCCUUGUGGCCUGGAUUUUACCCCCAUUACUCCAACUACAAAUGGACAGUGCAUGUGAAUGCAUCUCAAGUUAUCCAUGGCAGAAUCUUAGAGAUGGACAUUGAGUCAACAUAUAAGUGCUAUCGUGAUGAGUUAAGGAUUCUCGAUGGGAAUGAUAUUCAUUCUCGUAUCAUUGGAAGUUACUGUGGGUCUGAGACUGCAUCCUUUAGCACCACUAGAAAUGCUUUGACCGUUUACUUUCAUUCUGACUCUUCAGUGAGGAAGAAGGGAUUCCUUCUUGAGUGGUUUGCAGUAGACCUUCCCAAUGGAGUUGCCCCUACCCUUGCUCCAGGUUCUUGUGGUGGGUUCCUGCCAACAGGAGAUCAGCCCAUAUUUCUUUACUCUCCGGGCUGGCCAGAUACAUACGAUGAUUACCUUGACUGUACCUGGAUCAUUCAGGCUCCUGGCUCUACUGUGGAAUUGAAUAUCCUCUCUGUGGAUAUUGAGUCUAGUUGGGCAUGUGUUUAUGAUCAGCUUGUCAUCAGAGAUGGCGAAACUGAUGUGUCCCCACGAGAAGCCCUCGUGUGUGGCAAAGAGGUCCCUGGCCCAAUCCGAUCUACUGGAGAGUUCAUGUAUAUCCGCUUCACCAGUGAUGGCAGUGUUGGCGGGGCAGGCUUCAACGCAUCUGUCCACAAGAGUUGUGGUGGCUAUUUGCAUGCCGACCGAGGAAUUAUCACGUCCCCCAAGUACCCAGAAGACUACCCUCCUAACCUCAACUGCUCUUGGCAUGUCUUGGUCCAGAGUGGCCUGACCAUCGGGGUCCACUUUGAGCAGACUUUUGAGAUUCCAAAUGGAGACUCUUCUUGCAACCAGGGAGAUUACUUGGUGCUAAAGAAUGGAGCGGACCUCUCUUCUCCAUCAUUGGGUGUCCAAGGAGGAAAUGGUCGUUUCUGUGGGAGCCAUCCUCCAUCAACGCUGUUCACUUCAGAUAACCAAAUGUUUGUUCAGUUCAUAUCGGAUCACACUCAAGGAGGGAAAGGAUUUAAGAUCACAUAUGAGGCAAAGGGAUUAGCUUGUGGGGGUAACAUCUACAUCAAGGAUGCUGAUUCUGAGGGUUAUGUGAUGUCCCCCAACUACCCUGACAAUUAUCCCCAGCACAGUGAAUGCAUCUGGAUUCUAUACGCUCCUCCAGGCCGCAGCGUAAUCCUGACGUUUGAAAAUCAAUUCAAUAUUGAAGAAACACCCAACUGUACUUCGAGUUACUUGGAAGUGCGUGAUGGAGCUGAUUCAAAUGCCCCACUGCUUUCCACAUUGUGUGGCGUAUCUUUGCCUGGGAAACUCUUUUCCUCAAGAGAGAUGAUGUAUUUGAAAUUUCAGUCAGACAACAGCCCCACCCGGAUGGGAUUCAAGGCCAAGUAUUCUAUAGCUCAAUGUGGAGGAACUGUAGAAGGGCAAAGCGGAGUGGUUGACAGCCCUGGCUACCCAACCCUUCAGUAUCCACACAAUUCAGUCUGCCAGUGGCAUCUCCAGGGUCUCCAGGGACACUUUCUCACCAUCAGUUUUGAACAUUUUAGCCUUCAGAAUUCUCCUGGCUGUGGAAAAGACUUUGUGGAGAUCUGGGACAGCUCUAUACCUGGACAUCUUUUGGGCAGAUACUGUGGAAACACCAUUCCUGACAGUGUAGUAACUAGUAGCAAUGUUGCCUUGGUCAGAUUUGUCACAGAUGGCUCUGUUGCUGCCUCAGGAUUCAGAAUGCAGUUUCAAUCCAGCAUUGAAAUGUGUGGUGGAGAGCUAACAGUCCCAAUGGGAACGCUUUCUCCCAACUACUUGUCUAAUCAUCGUCAUGGUCGGCUCUGUGAGUGGAGAAUUACCGUGGAGGAAGGAAGGCGGAUCACCUUAACUUUUACUGCCUUGUAUCUGCCCUGGCAGCCAUCGUGUGAGAAGGAACACGUGAUUGUGUACAAUGGCAUUCGAAGCAACUCCCCCCAGCUGGAGAAGCUGUGCAGCAGGGUGAACGCCAGCACUGAGAUAAAGUCUUCGGGGAACACCAUGAAAGUCGUGUAUUUCACUGAUGGAUCGAUGACCUAUGGAGGCUUCACUGCUUCCUAUACAUCCAGUGAAGAUGCAGUGUGUGGUGGAUCUCUUUCAAAUGUCCUUGGAGGAGGCUUUACUUCGCCUGGUUUUAGUAGACUCACUAAGUAUUCAAAGAACCUCAACUGUGAAUGGACUAUCAGCAAUCCAAAACAAGAUAAUUCAUCCAUUUACAUCCAGUUCAUGCAUUUUUUCCUGGAGAACCAACAAGACUGUCAUUCUGAUGCCCUUGAGUUUCGACUGGGUAAUCCUGAUGGGCCUCUGAUAGCCCAAUUUUGUGGUCCAACACGCCCCUUAUUUCCAUUAAUUAUACCUCAUCCUCAAGUGUGGGUACACUUUUUCACCAAUGAUCGUGAUGAGCGUUCUGGAUUCAACAUAAAGUAUUUCUUUACAGAUUGUGGCGGAAUCCAGGCAGGUGAGAGUGGAGUGAUCACAAGCCCCAACUACCCUGGCCCCUACACCAACUCCUCCCACUGCGCCUGGCUGCUGGAAGGCCCUCAGGGCCACACCAUCACUCUCACCUUUACUGUCUUUGAUAUUGAGAGACAUGGGUCCUGUGCCUGGGAUUCUGUCACCAUCAGGAACGGUGGCUCCCCCACAUCGCCUGUCAUUGGCCAGUACUGUGGAACCACCAGCCCCGGGACAAUACAUUCGGGCUCUAACCAGCUUAUGGUGAUGUUUAACUCUGACCAGUCUGUGGCAGGUGGUGGAUUUUAUGCUACUUGGAGCACACAAACUAUAGGUUGUGGUGGCAUAUAUCAUUCGGAAAAUGGCACAAUCAGAUCGCCACACUGGCCUCAGAACUUCCCCCCAAACAGUCAGUGCUCCUGGACAGCCAUUGCCCACGAGGGUAGUCACUGGGAGAUCAACUUUCACAGCAACUUCCGAAUCCCCAGUGCAGAUGCGCACUGUCAGCACAGCUUCGUGAAGGUGUGGUCGGGAACAGAGGAGAACAAUGACACUCUGCUAGCCACCGUCUGUGGGAACGUAGCCCCGAGUCCUAUCAUCACGCCUGCAAAUACGUUCAUGGCCGUCUUCCAGUCUCAGGAGAUGCCAGCUCAAGGAUUCUCUGCAUCCUUUGUCAGCCGAUGUGGACGCAAUUUCAAUAACCCUCUGGGUUUCAUCCUCUCUCCAAACUUCCCAAAGCAGUAUGACAAUAACAUGAAUUGCACUUACACCAUAGAGGGUGAUGUUCAUACUCUAGUCACCCUGAUUUUUGUGAAUUUCCAGCUGGAAGCUCGCUCAGCUGUCACGGGAAGCUGUGAUAAUGAUGGCUUGCACAUUAUCAGAGGCCACAGCCUCUCCUCCACUCCUUUUAGCACACUAUGCGGCUCAGACAUCCCGAGAAGCCUCACCGUGGCUGGCCCAGUGUCACUCCAUUUCUACUCUAAUUCACACAUCACAGGCCACGGGUUCAAGAUUUCCUACAGCAUAAACCGCUGUGGUGGCGAAUACAAUUCAUCCACUGGGACCAUCAGGAGUCCUUCCUACUUGUAUAGCAACUACCCAGACAACCUCCAUUGUAUGUACAAAAUCACCGGGAGAGAGGACAGAGUCAUUCAGCUCAAGUUCAGUGAUUUUGAUGUGGAUCCAUCCGCCUUCUGCUCCCAAGACUACUUGGGGAUUUAUGAUGGUCCGGACACCAGUGCCCCGCUUCUUGGCAAAUUCUGUGGUUCUACACCCCCUGAAAAUAUCAAGAGCAGCAAUAAUACCAUGACCUUGAUGUUCAAGACAGAUGCUUUCCACACAGCCAGGGGCUGGAAGUUGUCUUUCCAGCAGACCAUAGGGCCCAUGCACGGAUGUGGUGGGUAUCUGAGCGGUUCCCCGGGAAGCAUUAUGUCUCCUGAUUCCGAUUCCGAUGGAAGAUACGACAAGGGUCUGAACUGCAUAUGGUACAUCACGGCACCUGACAACAAGCUAAUCAACCUCACCUUCAAUUCCUUUGUUCUGGAGCACGCAGCCUCUUUGGGCAGUUGUAUUUAUGAUUAUGUAAAGAUAUUUGAUGGAGAGAGUGAAUAUGCAGACUUGGCCGGGGCAUUCUGUGGCUCUGCUGUUCCUGCUCCUUUUCUCUCUUCUGGCAAAUUCCUUACUGUUCAAUUUGUCAGUGACUUAUCCCAGGAGAGAGCUGGAUUUAAUGUGACAUACACCUUUGUUGACAUGCCUUGUGGUGGAACCUAUAAUGCAACCUGGAGUCCACAAAGUCUUUCGUCACCCCAUUUAUCCAGCCCGGGUCUCCCACAUUCCGCGUGCACCUGGGUUAUCCAGGCGCCGCCGCAGAAGCAGGUGAAGAUCACCGUGGGGUCCUUGAAGCUGCAGUCGCAGGACUGUGUGCAGAACUUCUUGGAGCUCUGGGACUCACCACAGAAUGAUAGGACCUCCAGAAUGCACUUCUGCACAAACGUCUCUGCUGUACCAGCAUUUUAUUCUUCCACGAGCACUGCCGUUGUCCUGUUCAAAUCUGAGGUCCUGAACAGAGACUCGGAAGUGAGCUUCACCUACCAGCUGGCAGACUGCAACCGAGAAUAUAACCAGGCCUUUGGCACACUGCGGAGCCCGGAGUGGCCGGCUGAAUACAGCGGUGAUCUGGACUGCGUCAUUAUGCUCAGAGCCCCACAGGGCCACAGCAUCUCCCUGUUCUUCCACUACUUUGCCCUGGAAGAUUCAGAUGAGUGCACACACGAUUUCCUAGAGGUAAGAAAUGGAGGCGACAGAAGUUCACCGUUACUUGGCAAGUACUGUGGAACCCUACUGCCAAACCCUGUCUUCUCUCACGGGAAUCAACUGUAUCUGCAGUUUAAGAGCAACAGCGACAUUUCUAACGAGGGCUAUGAAAUCCUCUGGACCUCAUCACCCUCCGGCUGCGGGGGGACCCUUUAUGGAGAUUCUGGCCUGCUUACCAGCCCUGGCUUUCCCAACACAUACCCCAACAACACUCAUUGCGAAUGGACCAUCGAAGCUCCUUCUGGAAGGCCUAUCACUGCCAGAUUGGCCCCCAUCAGCAUUGACGACCUAGGAAGCUGCGUCCAGAACUACCUCAUCCUCUACAAUGGGCCAGAUGCCAGCUCACCAGCCUUUGGACCAUUCUGUGGAGCCGACACUAACAUAGCUCCACUCGUGGCUUCCUCAAACCGGAUCUUCAUCAAGUUCCACACGGAGUAUGCCACCCGUCCAUCCUUCUUCCGGCUCACGUGGCACAGCUGAGGGGGGGAAGGCGAGGGUUUGCUCCUUGCGUGGACUGUACCUCAGAGCCACGGACACCAUACUGCACAGAACCCUGCCCCCCUGGCCUCCCAGCCCGGCCCCAGCCAUCAAGCAAGGCAGCUGGCAGCGAUUCCCACUGAGCAGCGCCCUCCGUGCUCACACAGGGGAUUCUGGGAUUGUACAUCUCUGAGCCUCGGUUGUGCAGAUGUUCCUUCCUUCUUAAGUUUUCAACUGAAUUUUUUUUUAAAAAGCUCUCAAACGGUUGGAAAUGUACAUGGAGUGUAAAUCUUUUUCUAAGAAAAGGUAAUGAUACAAUAGAUGUCUUACUUUCACCAUGGAUGUCCACAUUGGAGAAAUAAACAUCAUUGGAUUGUUAA
Molecule: messenger RNA, 11359 nt
Organism: Perognathus longimembris pacificus (Pacific pocket mouse)
Lineage: Eukaryota; Metazoa; Chordata; Mammalia; Rodentia; Heteromyidae
Gene: Cubn
Product: cubilin
Molecular function (GO): calcium ion binding
Source: RefSeq, a predicted model, not a curated record